AUGAAUCCCAUAUGGAACGUGUACAAGAGCAAAGUGCUGAAGACCCUGAACCCGGACCUAGAGGAGUACACGGAGGAAGAGGUCAAUAAUGCAGAGAUUGACAUGAGCCCUGUCCAGGAGGAUGAGGGACCCAACUCAGUGUCUCAGCUGGCCAAGAGAAUGCAGGGUGCCGGGGCUAAAGGCUGGAACAGGAUGUCAGCACUCUUCAACAAAGAGGAUGAGCACCAGCUCUUGGAGGAGACUGAGAGCCCGCCUGUCCCAGACCAUCCACUAGCAGUGAUGCCUGAGGAGCCGCAGAGACCGGCCAGACCCUCAGGAUUCUGGGGUAGCUUCGCCACCAACUGGAAACAAAUGGCCACCACGAAACAGGCUGAAGCCGCAGCAAACGAGACGGGCACGGUGGGGGAGGGUCAGGAGGCGGUGGGAGAGGGAGCUGGUGAGGGAGGAGGGGGGGAGAGUUACCAGGAGGAGAACGUGGAGGGAGAGCAGAGUCAAGAUGGAGGAGGAGGGAGCAACAAUAGCUUCUCCAAAUAUGCCAUGCUGGGAGGAGGGAGCGAGAACACACCCUUCAAGUGGAACUUUGUCACAGGCAAGCUGGCUGAGUUGAAGACCAAGAGCAUGCCUGGCCAGCAAGACUAA
Molecule: messenger RNA, 639 nt
Organism: Oncorhynchus masou masou (cherry salmon)
Lineage: Eukaryota; Metazoa; Chordata; Actinopteri; Salmoniformes; Salmonidae
Exons: 4
Coding region: 1-639 (212 amino acids)
Biological process (GO): spermatogenesis
Source: RefSeq, a predicted model, not a curated record